Molecule: messenger RNA, 1068 nt
Organism: Guillardia theta CCMP2712
Lineage: Eukaryota; Cryptophyceae; Pyrenomonadales; Geminigeraceae
Exons: 10
Coding region: 1-1068 (355 amino acids)
Molecular function (GO): calcium ion binding
Source: RefSeq, a predicted model, not a curated record
AUGAGCGAGCUGCAGCUGCUGCUCACGCGCACAAGGCUGCUGGAGAACGAGGACGUCAGGGAACAUGUCCGGAAGUUUGAUGAGCUGUUGUUGGAGGCUGAGGAGCUUGUAGACUACAUCAAGCAAUGCCCCAACGAGAAUCACAUCAAAGAAGAUAUGGAGGAGAGCGAAAGCGCAAUCACCCAAUGUCUGGAGAGUUACAAUGCCUUGUCAAAGCUAUUAUCGCCAGAAGAAAAAGAAAUAUUCGAACACAAUCUCGGUCAUGAAAUCAAAGAGCUCAUCGCAGAGAUGCAAACGUUGCAGCAGAAGUUCCAAGGGAAGUAUAAGCCCCGAAGACGGAGCUCUAUCUCAAUUAUGCAGCUACAAAACUUCGCACUUCUGAACAAGGAGGGGGGUGACUUUGCGGCCGUUGACGUUUCUGGAGUGUCUGAAGUUUGCAAGAAGACCUUACUGGGGCUGCCAUCCACACGGAGGGUGUCUAACGCCACAAUUACAUUUAUUCCUUCCGAGGCAGGACAACUGAUAUUGACCUACUUUCUUCAUGCUGAGAUCUUGUUGCAGCUCUCUCCUCGCUCAAGAAUUUCUUUUGCAAGGAUGCCACUGAGCCUUCUCAAACGAGUAGACGCGAAGGAGCUUGUAAGUAGUCUGCUCAAUAAUUUGCCGCGAGUGCUAGUGGAAACAAGUCUGACGCUACGGAAUUUCUUCUCAACAUCGAGCGAAGCAGAACUUUCAGAGCGGAUCGCAGUGACUUUCAACACUCAUGAUGCAAACAAAUCGGGAACACUAGAAGUCUCUGAGCUCCUUACGGCAUUUGCGGAGAUGGGUGCACCAAAGACAGCGGAUGAAGUUCGAGUUCUCAUUGAACAAUUCGAUGCGGACGACAACGGGGAGUUUGACAUCGAAGAGUUCGAACACAUGGUUCGACACCUGCUGGAGAUCAAAUGCAAGUCUGGAUGUACUGUCUGCAAAAAGAUCAAGGAAAUUCUGGAGAAGAUGGAGCUGGAAAAAAUGUCGGUGGAGAGCACAGAGGACGAUGGAAAGCCAAAGAAGAUCUACUGGCGCCCAUAA